GAGAGAAUGUAAACAGAGAGCUCACGGCGAGGCUGGGAGAGGAGAGAGAGUGAGAGUGAGAGUGAAUUCCCUUCUCGCCCUUAUACCGGAGAGCAGAGAGGGGAGAGUGUGAGAGGUGAGAGGGGAAGAAGAGUGAGUGACAGAAGAGAAAGAGAGGGAGAGAAGUGAGAAGAGAAGUGAGAGAGAGAGAGAGAGAGAGAGAGAGAGAGAGAGGAAUAAGAAGAGCGAAGAGAAAGUUAAGAAGAAAAGAGGAAAAACGAAGAUGCUAAGAAGAUAAACACACACACACACACACAAAUUCUUGAAAGUGAAAUAGAAAAAAACAGAAAGAAAAAAAUGAUAAAUGAUCUUAAUUUUAACACCGAAAUGAAGAAAGUAACCAGUCGAGAGAUUGUGAACGAGAAAAGUAACGAGUGAACACACACACACACACACACACACACACACACACACACACACACACAUCUUUAUCUCGUAGUGUCAGCGGCCGCAGCCAUGAGUGCCGCGCGGUGCCUGGGUGUCUGGCAAUGCACCACCUCCCCUCCACCCUAGCCCCCUCCCCUAGGACACUUACUCCUCUGCUGGGAGGCCGUGGCACUGUGCCCUCCCCCGCCAGGCUGUGGCUCGACAAGCGGUGGAGUGCCUCAGUGUCGUGGGUGUUGCCGCAGGGACAUGAGACUGGCAUUAAUAUAUAUAACAGCACCACCAAGACCAAGGUACCACUGAGGACGCACCACCCUGGCCUCCUCACCUGGUACAACUGCGGCCCAACUGUGUAUGAUUCAGCACAUAUUGGCCAUGCUUUGUCAUACAUCAAGAUUGACAUCAUCCGUCGCAUCAUGACUCGAGUGUUUGACCUCAAUGUUAUCUUGGUCAUGGGUAUCACUGACAUCGAUGACAAGAUUAUCCAUCGCUCCCAGGAGCUCCAGGUCAGCUUUCGGGAGAUCACGGAGUAUUAUGAGCAGGAGUUCUUCACGGACAUGGACCGGCUGAGGGUGUGGCGGCCGUCCCUGGCACCGAGGGUCACCGAACACGUGCCGCACAUCAUCGCCUUCACCCAGGGCAUCCUCGAUCGCGGCCUGGCCUAUGUAGCGGCUGAUGGCUCGGUAUACUUCAACACCAACGCAUAUGGUCGGUAUGGCAAGCUGUUCCCAGUGCAGGAGGACGAGGGGACAGCAGCGGCGACAGCGACAGCGGCGGCGACGGCGGGGAUAAAGAAAUCACCGCGGGACUUUGUGCUGUGGAAGAAGGCCAAGAAGGGAGAGCCGUCCUGGCCUUCCCCCUGGGGCCGUGGACCAGGCUGGCACAUUGAGUGUUCCGCUAUGGCCAGCCACAUACUGGGAGUGCCGCUGGACUUGCAGGGGGGAAUAGACCUGCGCUUCCCCCACCACGAGAAUGAGGAGGCCCAGUGCUGCGCCUUCCACAACACCCAGCAAUGGUGUAACUACUGGCUGCAUGUAGGACACCUCCACAAGCGGCGAGAGAAGAUGUCUAAGUCCCUGUACAACACCAUUAGCGUGGAGGCCCUUCUGCAGCAACACUCUGUCAACACCUUUCGUCUCUUCUGCCUCCUCUCCCACUACAGAAACAACGUGGAGUUUGGGCCGACCUCGCUGGACCAGGCUAAGGUGUACAUGAGGAAGAUUCGCUCCUUCCUGCAUGACGCCUACGCUUACAUCAAUGGCCAGCUCAAAUGUGCUCCCCUAGAUGAGUUCGCACUGAAGAUGAAACUGGUUGAGACGCGGGCCAGGGUGAAGCGCUCCCUGGCUGACGACUUUGACACAGCCCGGGCGGUGGAGGCUGUCAUGGAACUUAUCACUCUUGGCAACAGGGAGCUCAAGAAACAGUCCCAGGGCAGCAGUCUGGACAGGAGUGCCGGCAGCAUGGCCGCCAUCUGUAGCUACAUUCACUAUUUGAUGGAGGACGUCUUUGGCAUUCAUUUCCCCAGUGUGAGUGACGCCUCCAACCUGUCCCUGGAGUCUGGAGGCCGUCUGUUCCAGGUGAUGAAUGCUGUGCUGGAGCUGAGGGACAGAGUGAGGAAGUUUGCACUGCUGCAGGACACAGAUGGAGAGCCUGGCCUGAAUGAGGAGGAGGUGAAGGCAAGGAAGAGAGAGAGAAUGCCACUCCUGCAUGCCUGUGACCACCUGAGGGGGGAACUGCUCAAGAGUGGCCUGCAGAUCAAGGACCACAAGGGCAACACCUCCUGGUCCAUUGCUGACGAGACAACAGAGCAGAAGAAAGGAGUGUGAAGAAGAGGAAGAGGAAGACGUGGAUAUAGAAGAGGAGG
Portunus trituberculatus (swimming crab) is the source of this 2287-nucleotide messenger RNA. It is a transcript of the gene CysRS-m, whose product is annotated as probable cysteine--tRNA ligase, mitochondrial. NCBI's taxonomy places the organism in Eukaryota, Metazoa, Arthropoda, Malacostraca, Decapoda, Portunidae. Gene Ontology annotation, biological process: cysteinyl-tRNA aminoacylation. The record is from RefSeq and is a predicted model, not a curated record. Gene Ontology annotation, cellular component: cytoplasm. Gene Ontology annotation, molecular function: cysteine-tRNA ligase activity; ATP binding.